Molecule: messenger RNA, 3180 nt
Organism: Cylindrotheca closterium
Lineage: Eukaryota; Bacillariophyta; Bacillariophyceae; Bacillariales; Bacillariaceae
Source: the annotation of a GenBank genome assembly
AUGGAAUGGAAUGAGCCAAAUGGUCCUGUAUCAAGGGGAGUAGGCUCGUCUACAUCAAGCUCGACUGCGGCUCGGCUGGGUCCGCGCCAUGAGGAAGGAACAGGGAGACAGUUUGGCUCACCUGCAGCUUAUUUGAUUCAGUCGGCCGCACGGUCCAUGCUGGACGAGGCGACCCCUGACACGGCUGUUUCUGGAGUUUCGGAUGAUGAAUGUGAUAGUGAUAGCAUUGUAGAUGGGAAAUAUGGCAGUCUCAGAAGCGUGGAUUCGUCGACAUUGAGUUCACUUCAGCACCGAACAGACCAACCUGCAAUCCCCAAUGAACAAGAUCGAAAGCGGUUUAUUGGAUGUCUGGCAGCAAUUCUCGCCUCAUCUUACGAUUACGACGAGCCGGACGAUGCUGCGUCGGUAAUAGACUUGGGAAGCGACAACUUUGCUUACCUUGAAUACAGUGGUGAGAGUUUGUAUGACAUUGAGGAUGACGACGGUGAAAAGUCUGAGCUAGGAAAGCCACGACAAUCGACUGGACUCAACACCAAAUCUCAUAGUUUUGACAGUAUUCAAACCCAGGGAUCAACUGAUUCAUUGGGAUUGACAAGGCAUUCAACAAGCGAAAUCAAUAGCAGACAUCACAAUCGAGGGAGGUCGGCUUCGGAGAGAGCAAAACUUGCGACACAGAGGCAUCGAAAAAGACGUUAUGGGGUGCUUUGUGAUCUCUUGGUGGCUUCAUCGGAUUUAUUGUUGCUUGACAAAAGUGUUGCAAGAGGGUUUCUACCGAUGCUAGGACGAGUACUUGUUCCACGAAACAAAGCUGGGAGUUCUGAUACGUCUUCAAGACCGCCGCUUCAUGGCAAAAAAGUUGCGCCGCAAACGUCCGCAGGUUCGAGCCGCGAAGAACCGUCGUCAAGGACUCAGAAUUCAUCACAACAAUCCUCUCAGUUCGGGUCUGACUGCCAGUCUUCACUGAAGGAGUUCAUUCCAGAAGAAGUCGACCGAGGAGAUAUCCUGCGACCAUUUUUGGAGUCUUUGACCCCCGGUUCAGGAUUCCGAUGUUUGUCGCUGCUCAUUUUGCAACAUUUGCUGUCCAGCGAAGUUGGGUAUGACUCUAGAAUACGGCAUGUGCUCAAGAAGGUUGGGGUUCUUGUUUUGAACCAUGACAUGGAACGUGAUCCUGUUGAACGUGGGUUAUUACCAGGCAAGGGGGAGCCGGAUUCCGAUGCGUAUGCAGAACUAUCAUCUCACGCUGCAAGGAAAUUUGAAUCUCUUGAGCACAGCAUCGCCCGACGAUUAAUUCGAUUGUCGGAGUCAAACAAGCAAAGAAAGUCAAAGGGAUCUAAUGUCAUGGUCGACAAAGGAAAAAAUAAUGACAGCGGUAUUACACGUGAAAUGAUUGUUCGCGGUGUCAAGAUUGGAUCUGCUGGCAUCGUUGCAGGAACUCUUUUCGCGUUAACUGGAGGACUUGCAGCUCCCGGUAUUGCUGCUGGAGUAGCAGCAGUUGCAGGAUCAACUGCAGUUGCUUCUGCCGCCGUCGGUUUACUAUCGAGCACUGCAGUGGUAACAACAAUAUUUGGAGUAGGCGGAGGAAGUCUUGCUGCAUUCAAGAUGCAAAGAAGAACACAAGGCCUUACAGAGUUUGAAAUAAGAAAAGAGACCCACCCCUCGGAAGAUAGUAACAACACUGACAUUGAAGCUGAAUUGUUCAGCACGAUUUGUAUAUCAGGUUGGCUCAGGGACAAGUAUGACUUUCAACGACCUUGGGGUAUACACCCAACGAAUCCAAGUCUUUUCAAUCGACUAGAGCUACUUCAACGAUUCUACUCCAUCCAUAGCCCUGAACAUGUACCGAAAUGUGAAAAAAUUCUCGCUAGUUGGGAAGGAGAGGAGAGAGAGCUAUGGGCCAUUCUCCAUGAAAAAUAUGGGUGCACUCCUGACCACCUAUUUCCAUUGGAUGACGGGACAAGAAUUCGUGGUGCCUUGAGCUUAGAUCAGGAAGAAAUCUUGGACCAGAUAUUCGUUGAGCUUGGUUACAACAGUGCCGCUCCAAAACAAGAGCGGCCGGGCGCUAAAGAGCCAACUCCAUUCGAGAGGAUGAAAGAGGGUUGGAGCAACCGACAUCAAGAAAGAGGAAAGCCAAAAUCGCGUGUUCGGAAUGCAGAUCAAGCCCAGUCAUCAUAUCAUCGAUACAACUCAACGCAGGGACCUGCAGGAGACAAACCGGAUGGGUCCAACGACGUUGACCAAGUAGAUAAUCAGCCACCAAAGCAUCUUGCAACUGUUUGGGAUUAUUCUUCCAUGUACGGAGGCGAGCUUUAUACUGUCCGAUGGGAAAGUCAGUUGCUGCAAACAUUAUGUGAUUGUGUGGUGGAUAUGGCUGUGGAUGUCGUUACUGGAGCUACCAGACAAAUCUUGAAACAAACAGUUCUUCAUACACUACUUGCAGCUGUCAUCUGGCCGUCCUAUUUGCUUAGUGCUGCUAACGUGAUUGACGGGGACUGGACCUUGGCUGUUGAACGCGCAGAUCAAGCUGGUAGAGAACUCGCUCGAAGCUUACUAUUCAGCAGAGCUGGUCGCCGACCUGUUGUCUUAAUUGGUUUCUCCUUUGGUGCCAGAGUUAUAUAUUCGUGUCUCAAAGAGCUUUUCCGGCUCCAGGAAGAUUGGGAGGAUUACCAAGAGCUGAAACAAGGCAAGGCGGAUUCCAAUAAUCGUGAAGACGCUCUACGACUUGCAAAGCUUCAUCGAAAGUUUGAUGGUAUGCGGGAGCCAGCUAGCGUCGUCGAAGAUGCGAUCAUGAUGGGUUUGCCCAAUCACUUAAGUUUAUCAUCAUGGAGAGGGUGUAGGCAGGUGGUUGCCGGCCGACUUGUCAACUGCUACUCAACGAAGGAUUUGAUAUUGUCGUUAAUGUUUCAAGCAAAACGGUCUUCUUUGGGGACUUUUAAUCCAGCUGAAGGGGUAGCUUCGAUUUUGAAGCCUGUAUGUGGCACUUGUCCAGUGCCAUUAUCGGGAGUCGAGAACAUUGAUAUAAGUGAUCUCGUGUCUGGUCACGAGGAUUAUUGCUUGGUAACAGGUAGAAUACUCGAGCGCGUAAGGCACGGACAACCUUUGAAGCAUGUCCCUUCAACUGACCCUUCAACUGAAUUCAACGGUGAUGCUCAGCAACUCAAGGCUAAAAAGAUAAGCUUUUGA